Molecule: messenger RNA, 1410 nt
Organism: Caenorhabditis briggsae
Lineage: Eukaryota; Metazoa; Nematoda; Chromadorea; Rhabditida; Rhabditidae
Exons: 6
Coding region: 1-1410 (469 amino acids)
Source: RefSeq, a predicted model, not a curated record
AUGCCACCAAACCGAAAAAAUUCAGUGAACUCAUGUACAAUAAAAAAACCAAAAACUGGUAAACAGGAAGCACUUUCACAGAAGUCAAUCGCCACCCGGAGCAGUUCUCGCCUGGCAAAAAUUGCUCUCAAAGAUUUAAAAACUGUCAGAAACACUAUCCCGAAGACAAGGAAAUUCAAUAAUCUUCAAUACAAGACCAAUCCCAAAUGGUGUGCACUGCUGACUCAAAGAGCCGGGAAGAAAUCUGUACAACCAACAGAAUACAACCCCACUGAUGAUAAUUUGGGGGAAGACGAUGUUAAAGAUGUGGUAUUGAAUGACAAUCAGGGUAUUCUUCUUUCGGAUACUGAUUCGGAUGGCAUAAGCAGCAGCAGCGCGGAGGAUAGUGAGGAUGACUAUGAAAGAGAAAUUGAGAAAAAUCCCUCAAGAAGACAACGUUUGGAUACCGAUUCUUCAGAUGAAGAAAAAAAUGAUGAAACUAGAAUUAGACUGGCUCAGACUAAUGUCGAUCGCAAAACGAAAAAGGAACGACUGUUGAAGAAAGAAAAGAAGUAUUACCAGCAAGCAUCAAAUACCGAUGAAAUCGUAUGUGAUUACGAGUCUGCUGGUCUUCCCAAGCAGAGAAGGAGACGCCUUUAUCGUAGAAAAACGGUGAAAGUAGCUGGAAACAACAAAAGACGUAGAAUAAAUCGACUUCAUCCGGAAAUGGCUAUUGAGUACAGUUGUGAUACAUUUACCAGCUUUGGUACUUCCCAACGGGAAAUCACAACUGAAAUCGAUUGGAACGACGCUGAAAUCAAUUCAAAAGCCUUGAGAAAGAUGUUUGAAGAAAUGAAGUUGGAUGACGAUUUUACAGAUGAAUCGGAAGAUGAGGCUGACAUCAUUUCACACAGUUUCGCAUAUUACCAAUCGCGAAAUGCCAGAGAACGAGUUUCGCAGAUGACCGAGCUUAAAAAUAUUCCUUACUCCGAGAAACUAGCGAGCUAUAAUUCGUAUAAAUCAAUUCAUGGCUCAAGUCGAUCUAUGGUGAAAAAUUAUCAUCCUGCACUUUUUGACAAGCGCGAGAAGCUUCCCGAAGCUCUACUAUGGGAAAAGCCAUUUACUCAUCACAUCCGUGCGUCCAUCAGGUUCGAUGCUCACGAAAAGUGCAACAAUUAUCUGAACAGAGUUUCUGAACAUAAACGGCAGGAAAAGAGAAAUACAUUGCUGGAUGAAAUCAGGCAAGUUGUGUAUGAAAAAUCUGUUGCUCAACAAUGUGCCAACAUCUGCAAACAAGAGGAGGGCGAGGUAUCGGAUCAAGCUACAACAGGAGAACAUCGAUAUGAUAAUUAUAUCGAUGAUAGUAACUACUUUAGAGGCGAUGAGUUUCUUCGGGGAGAAGAUCUCGGUUUAGCUCCUAAUGGUUUUUAA